This is a messenger RNA of Penicillium mononematosum, 3300 nucleotides long. RefSeq lists its product as uncharacterized. Lineage: Eukaryota; Fungi; Ascomycota; Eurotiomycetes; Eurotiales; Aspergillaceae. The coding region runs from base 1 to 3300 and encodes 1099 amino acids. Gene Ontology annotation, biological process: lipid metabolic process. The transcript has 4 exons. The record is from RefSeq and is a predicted model, not a curated record.
AUGUUUACAAAGUCCAAUGACCGGGGAAAACCCGAUGUCGAGACGAAUCUAGACCAUGCGCACGCUCACGUUCCCACGGGAUCGACUCUGCUCCCGCGACCAGUCGCGUCGUUGAUAUCUUUGAUUACCCAGUCGACCUCGUUAUCGUUGCGACUGGGCACAUUCUUUGGCGGGGCGGCCCUGGAUGGUGCGCGAGCCACGACUCUGACCAGCUUGGAACUAAGCCGGGCUUUAGUCGAGGGCAUCUUGACCAGGGCAGGAAGAGAUGUCGCCAUUCGUAGUGGCGAUGAUCGCGGUAGGACAGAAGCCGAGUCUCUUCUGGAGCGAAGUUUGGCGACACUCCACACGACGGUGACCUCGGCAUCUUUUUUCGCCGCAGCGACAUUCCAUUUCUCGUCGACCACUUUGUCUUCGGUUGCGAAUCUCUCCCAGGCACUUCUAUCUACUUUGGAUGCCAUUCUUGGAUCCACCGAGUCUUCGAGGGCCAUUGCGGCUAUUAUCACGCUGAUUCGACGUGAGUUUAGAUCUCUUGAGCCCGGCGCAAGUACCGAGAACAUCGGCGUCGGAGACCUUCUCAUCGGCUCCCUAGGCUUCGCGCUAUUGCAGCGUUGGGGUAAGAAGAAUACCGAGAGACAUCUGCGGCAGAACGGCGGGGAUGAGAUUGUUUGGGAUGUUGUCAUCCUGGAUGACGGCGCAAGAGCAGACGUGAUCGGAUCCCAUGAACUGCAAUUUCCCGAGCGCAAUAAUGAAGAGUUGGUUGAGCCUGGCAGUGCUUCGUUUGUGAUGCCUGGAAAUGGCGACGAAGCUUUUGAUGUAGUCCGACGGUCGAGUGUAUCUGAUUCGUUUCGGCAUCGUCUCUCUAUCCCCUUGGACGGUCAAGAGCAAGUGUCCGAUGAAGAUAUCCGCGCUUAUAUUAUGAGCCAGCUUCCUCAAGGCUGUCACGCAUCUAUCAGAUCGGAAGCCCUGACGGCGCGAACGAUCACCGUCGAUAUCUACGAUGAUGAUAUGGCAGAGAUCGCCGCACCGCCUGGAACGAAACUGAUAGAGGAGAGAUUCCACCAUGAUCAUGCUGAUGGCCAGGACGCCUUCACCAAAUCCCAGAGCACUCAGCUGCGACCCUAUGACGACUCUGGAAAUUUUUCCCUACCUGAGCCGGAUCAUCAUAAACGAGCAUUGCCGGGCAGGCCAUUGUCCAAUAGUUCGACGAAGCCCCAUCAUGAUCUGUCGCGUUCGCAUCCCGAUGCCACACAGGGCAUUGCUCUCAAGCACCGUGGAACAACUCCCGACUCGCCGAAAGAACCUCCCAAGUCUGCACCUAGCAAAGGCCCAUUCGCAAAAUUUGCGCAAAAGGUUAGGCCGGCUGGCCUUGAAAGAAAUGAGGCCAAGCGGCCACUGGAAAAGAAACCAUCUAUAGACUCGCCCGAACCCUCGGGGAUCCAAGGUCCUCGUCUACCUCCCAGGGCUACAAAAGGAACGGCGUCUGUGAAGGAAGCGACUGCACGAGAGGUCUCCAGCAGACCAUCUCUCAAGAAGAGACAGACCGAACCUCUGAAUUAUCGACCGACAACCCCUGGCCCGAACCGGGGUUUACGAAGGUCGCCCUUUCCAAACUCCCCUCAAAGGCUGUCGCCACAGUCGCAAACGAAACACGUCCCGUCUCACGAAAUGCCUGCCUCUAGGGGCCCACGAGGGGGACAUUUCGCAGUGCGAGAGAAGAGCCAAGAGUCACUCCUCGCUCAAACUGACACAUUCCUUUCACGCCGUAGUGCUGGUAUGCGCUCUGGAUCGCCUACCGCGGUCCAGACUCACGUUCGCAGCAGCAGCUCCAUGUCUGUGACAAGAUCGGAAGCGGACGGGACUUUGUCUGCGAAUGAUGACCGUCCCGGUUCGUCAGGUAUGCAUCGCAGAUCCCAUUCGUUCACCCCUAGCCUGUAUUCCCUAGCGACUGCAGGGUCUGAGACGUCACUUCUGCUGGCGCACCGGCCUCGCAAAAGCGCAUAUGAAGAUAUGGAAACCAUCCAGGCACUCAAUCGCGAUGGCUAUGUUCCAGGCAUUUUUCCAGAGAGACACUUCGUGCAAAACAUUCGCCGGUUCUCCCGCUUCUCCUCUGCCUCAUAUGGCUCAAAUGCGCUCACGGUCAUGGGUGUUCCUAGUGGCUCGAAGAAUCUACCUAGUACAAAGUCAGACGGCCACGAGCACAGUGCGUUCUCAGAGAAUGCAGGCCUUCCACCCUCUACGAUCCUCCUAUCGUCAUUCGUCGAUCCAGCUGGUGGCUCGAACGCAGCUGGUGAGACAGAGACAGGCUUCCCAUUGGUUCACUACCUUUCUAUCGACCAUGACUCCAAAGCCGUGGUUCUCACUCUACGAGGAACAUGGGGCUUCGAAGACAUCCUCACAGACAUGACCUGCGAUUACGAUGACCUUGAAUGGCAGGGCAAAAGCUGGAAGGUGCACAAAGGCAUGCACGCCUCAGCCAAGCGACUCCUAGAGGGCGGCGGCGGCCGAGUCAUGAUCACCCUACGUGCGGCACUAGAGGAAUUCCAAGAUUACGGUAUAGUCUUAUGCGGGCACUCGCUCGGUGGAGGUGUCGCAGCCCUUCUCGCAACGAUGAUUUCAGAACCCAACCCCUCCACAGCAGGCACCUCCUUCGUAACAGCUUCAUACCAACCCGCCACACGUCCCCGCCUCUUGACUGCAGAUAGCAACCCCAAUCUCAGCAUCCCGGACCCGAGCCCACCAAAAUACACCCUCCCAGCGAACCGGCCAAUCCAUGUCUACGCCUACGGCCCCCCCAGCCUCCCCAGCCUGUCAUUAGGCAUCCUGCACGACAUGCACACAGCCUCCGUAUCCUUCAAAGACGACGCCACGGGCGCCAAAGCGCACAUCCGCCAACGGGUCAGCGAUUCCCUCCGCCAAAGCAUCAUCCACAAAUUCUACGUCAACCAGCCUCCGCUGGUCGUCAACGCGGGUGAUGGGGUCGGCGAAGACGCCUGGGCCUGGAAGACGUUGAAAAUGCUGCGGGGUGAGAUGCGUGCGCCGAAACUCAUGCCGCCCGGUGAGGUUUUUGUCGUUGAGACGAUGCGGGUUCUGCAGCGUGAUGCGUUUACGGCGCGGGAGCUCGGGGUCGAUGGGUAUCCGCGUCUUGGGAGGCCUGCGACUCGCGUGCAGAUUCGGUUUAUUCGGGACGUUGAUGCUUGGUUUGGUGAGCUGCGCUUCGCUGGUGGCAUGCUGAGUGAUCAUAAUCCUGCGCGGUAUGAGACUAGUCUUGCUGCGUUGGUGAGGGGUGUUUUGGAUGAGUAG